GGCCCGGCCAGACGCGUUUCCGCUGCCGGCGGGGCCGCGGGGCCGCCGGGACCUGCAGUCCCGGCACGGGCAUGGCCGGGAGCGGCGACAGGACCGCCCUGGAGACCAUCCAGGCGGAUGGGACAGAUGGGAAUUGUGUCACCUUCGUGCUGCACGACGAGGAUCACACCCUGGGCAACUCCCUGCGCUACAUGGUCAUGAAGAACCCUGACGUGGAGUUCUGUGGCUACUGCAUCACACACCCCUCAGAGAGCAAGAUCAACUUCAGGAUCCAGACCAGAGGGGCCCUUCCAGCGGUGGAGCCGUUCCGGAAGGGGCUCAAUGACCUGAUGGCUGUUUGCCAGCAUGUGCUCAGCACCUUUGAGAGGAGCAUGAAGGAGUACAGGGCACAGAGGGAGGAGGAGAUGCAGUAGCCUUUGGAGAUGGCAUGGAUGUCCCCAUGGAUGUCCCCAUGGAUGUCCCCAUGGAUGUGUGUGACGUCCAUGUGUUGAAUUCCCUGGGUCCAGGCCGGUUCUUUUUGGUUGUUUCUUUCACGGCUUUGAUGCAAACUGUGUUUUCUUCUAUGAAUAAAGUUUAUUAAUUUAGAUGCUG
Corapipo altera (White-ruffed manakin) is the source of this 591-nucleotide messenger RNA. RefSeq names its product DNA-directed RNA polymerases I and III subunit RPAC2-like. Gene Ontology annotation, biological process: DNA-templated transcription. The record is from RefSeq and is a predicted model, not a curated record. Gene Ontology annotation, molecular function: DNA binding; protein dimerization activity; DNA-directed RNA polymerase activity. Gene Ontology annotation, cellular component: RNA polymerase I complex; RNA polymerase III complex. The coding region runs from base 72 to 413 and encodes 113 amino acids. NCBI's taxonomy places the organism in Eukaryota, Metazoa, Chordata, Aves, Passeriformes, Pipridae. The transcript is spliced from 5 exons.